Molecule: messenger RNA, 13806 nt
Organism: Nothobranchius furzeri (turquoise killifish)
Lineage: Eukaryota; Metazoa; Chordata; Actinopteri; Cyprinodontiformes; Nothobranchiidae
Product: rho GTPase-activating protein 44
Biological process (GO): modification of dendritic spine; regulation of actin cytoskeleton organization; negative regulation of Rac protein signal transduction
Cellular component (GO): cytoplasm; intracellular anatomical structure; presynaptic active zone
Molecular function (GO): protein binding; GTPase activator activity
Source: RefSeq, a predicted model, not a curated record
UCACCCGCUACCAACAAAUUAAGACAAAAAUGAGCAUGAACUAACGCCGCACCGGCAACACGGAGGGAGUGUACUUACGAUCGCGAGUUGGAGUUGGAGUUGGAGUUGGAGUUUCUCAUUACCCCGGCACUUGAAGUGCCAUACCAGAGCUGUCUUACUGAAAGAGCAGGCAGCUGCCUUUUAUUGGAUGGCUCACCCCGCCCUGCAAUCAAUCUAAUGUGAGCCACCUGGCUCUGUACUGGCAUGGGAUCAGACAAGAUCUGUCCAUCCCAUCACAAAUACAUACAUUUUUAUAGUUCACACAAACUGUUUUUGUUCAUAUACAUAAUUAUGUCAACAUUUGUCUAAAGAAACAGAUAAAAAAACUGUAAUUAAUAUAAGACAGACGAAUAGUUAUGUGAAUAGAACAGUUUGUUCUCUCUGUUGUCUCAGCUUUUUUAAUCAUCUAAAAGAAAGAAACCCCUUCAGGAACAUUUGUUUCCUUUCCGCUCCAGUGUUGGGUAUUACCUCUCUCUGCCUUGGACUCGCUCUGCCUUUGCAGGUAGGAAUCCCAAACAUGACGACAGAAGCUGAUGCUGCAGCAGUCUCCACUGUGGUGCUGAAGCUUUGAUUCAGUAGUGUCCUUGAUGUGUCAGAAAAUUACAAAAACUGCAGCAGAAGCAAAUCAUCUGGCUACCCAUCUGUUUUCAGGGCCACUUGGAUCAGAAGGUGUCUUAUUUCAUAAACCCAAACAGUUUUCCAUGAUUUGAGUUGUGUUUGCAGCCCCUCCCUUCCUCAGCUGCGACAUGUGCUGUGUUACGAGCAGCAACCACACAAAGCAGCAGCAUCACAUUACCGGCUGACCCUCUCCUAACGGAGCACAUACACAUUUACAGAAACAAAAACAGGACAUUUUUCUAGACCCCCAGCAAAGAGACACAAAUGCCUUCAGAAGAACAGACUGUACAGAUGACUUUGUAGUUAUUAUUGACUGAACUGGAUGCUCUCAUCCUGCAUGAACUCUAAUUCAUGCUCUUGAUGCAGUUCUGCAGUUACAUUAUGCUACGAUUGCUGCGUUAAUACAAAGUUAAUAAUAGGUCCAUUUGCCUCAGGGUGACAUUUGGUCAGAGUAUAAUCACAUCUUGCCUCUUGCUGGUAAUGGAGAACACGGCAGUUCAAACUGAAGGCAUGUGGAUGCGUUCCGUCUGUGUGGAUGGUAAUGGACCUAUCAGCAGGUCUAAUACCUGCAGACUCAAGAGGUUCAGGUAUUCAUUCUGUGAAUUUUUAUCAUCUGACUCAAAAAUCCUUUCAUCAUUACAGCUGACAGCCGCUUGCUUUACUCAUGUUAGCCCUCGAUUUAUCACACAAUGCCUGAGAGCGUUGGUGUGUGUGUGUGUGUGUGCGUGUGUGUGUGUGCUGUAUAAACAACUGUCACACAGGCAGGAAACAUGAUAAAUUGCUUAAGGGGAAUGCUUGUUUAGGUUGUAGUUUGUGACUGAGGAUUAGACCAACUGUUGACACGCUCGCAUGCACACUUGAGUGAGGAUCAUUAUUCUGUAGCUAAUAUCAGUGAGAUGGUUGAUUUUGUUUACAUUUUUGUCAUCGGAGGGGAGUUGAACUCAGGACUGGUUGUAACAGAUUCACUGGAAUUGAUGGAGCGAGCAGUCAUGGAGAUCUACAUGCAAUUAAAUCCAAUCUCACAGUGAAAGAAAUGAAAAUAGUGAGUUUUAUUGGUAAAUCAGUACUAGGGAGGCAUUAACUGUUUAAAUGAAAUCAUAUGUCCCUUUGCCUUUCCUGCCAGAGUUGCACCAGACUAUUUAUAAAUGAUUCAAUUAUCAAUUUUGUUUAAAUCUUAAAUAUAAGGUACCUCAUAGUUCCACCUGAGCUCGAGCUCUGUUGUGUUGUGAAAGCUGGUACCAGGUAUAGAGACAUGUAUUCUUGGGAGGUCUGGCGAAUCGUGUGCCUCUCUCAGUUGUCCAUCGAGGACGUGGAAGAUUUGUGGAUAUUCGGCCUGAUGAUCACUGGAUUUCCUCUGAUUGGAGUGGGAGGAUAUCUGGUUUUCUGGUAAUUUGGGAAGACGGGAGCGAUUGGAGUGCGACCCGCACCCAUGGAAUGUGCCGCCCGGGCGGUGACCUCACAGACUGGGACGUUACUCAAGGUGAACCGUAAGCUGGACAAUGUCCUCGCGGCGUUGCCUGUGUUAGUGCGCAAGAUGGAUGUCAUCUCGGAGAGGGUCGCCGGACGGUGUGGGGAUGUUUAGAACACAUAAAUUGGCUUCACUUGUGGACAUGAAUGACCACUUAAUAGACUCCAAGGCAGAGGGGAAAAUUAUCUCUGUCUGCCCUAAACAAAGUCUUGCUUAUCCUUAUCUGACGCCAAGCAGCCUCCAAGGCUGCCUUCAACUCACCCCCACGAAAGGAGGAAUGCUGACAGAUGCUGUGUCCCGACCUUCCCCCCCUGCCUUCAGAUUGUGACUUCGGCUUUGAGGUCAUCGACCUGCAGGAACUCAAUGCACUCUCUGUUCCUCAUUUCUCCCUCCCACCUGUCGACUGCAGCUGGUGAAGCGCCGUAAUGGCAGCUCCCGUUGGAGGAUUCAGGAUCCCGCCCAACCCCGCCUCCCCAUCGGACUCUGAUGUUGUGUAUCUGUGAUGUUCGUGCUUCUAUGUUGAGGAGUUUUUUUUGCAUAAUAGAGUUACUCCUCACUGGGUCUAACUCUGCUAUGCCUUUUUUUUACCUUACCCCAAUUAUCCUCAUGUAACACCCUUUUCAUCUAAUGAAAUGAGCGCCGUUAUGGCUGCUCUCGCGACUGCCUGUACCUGUUUUUGUCUACAUGUGUGUGUGUUUAACCUUGGUCAGGUUGUGUUCGCGGAGUCAAGUUCCUAUGCUCUGGGUCGCUGGAGCGCUGGCAAUAAAGCUGAUUCUGAUUCUGAUUCUGAUGUAUGUGUGUUAUUAAUGUUACCAAUGAACUGGGUUGACCUCGAAGGUCAGUCAGGUGUAAAUGUCCAUCCCAGUGAAGGCUCUCCUGGAGUUUUGUUAAAAUGGAUUCAGUGGUUCAUGAUAUAAUUUACUAACACACAUAUAUGCACAAACUCACUCAUCAUCAUCAUCAUCAUCAUCAUCAUCAUCGUCACCACCACCACCAUCAUUAUCACCACCAUCAUCACUGUAGCACAGUAGGUAGAGCGGGUUGUCCAGUAAUUUGAAGGUUGUAGGUUUGAUCCUGGCUACCGGUAGAGAACACCGCUGUUGUGUCCUUGGGCAAGACACUUAACCCGCGUUGCCUGCUGGUGGUGGUCGGAGGGACCGGUGGCGCCUGUGUUUGGCAGUCUCACUCCAGGUCAGUACACCCCCAGGGCAGCUGUGGCUACACUGUAGCUCAUCAUCACCAGUGUGUAAAUGUGUGUGUGAAUGACUGACUGUGUUGUGAAGGGCCUUGGGGGGUUGUAGAACCCUAAGAAGGCGCUAUACAAACACAGGCCAUUUACCAUCACCAUCAUCAUCACUCUCCUUUUGCACUAAGUGUUAAAUGAACCCCUUUGAUGUGAGCUGAUCAGAAACCCACUGAUGGUGAAUCUGUAAACCGGUUAAAGGAAAAUAAAAGAUUAAUCUAUUUGUCCCCUUGAGACCAAUGAAUAAUCACUCAGAACUGGAUCUCUUAGUGGAACCACCAUCUCCGUUCCUGCUGGUUUCCUUUGUGUGAGUCGGGUAUGCAUAUGUAGUCAGAAAAACACAAUCUUUAGAUUUUUUGCUGGCAGAUCUGCCGAUAGGGGCAGUAGGAAAUAAGACGUGGUGAUUGAGAAAGGACCUGACAAUCAGGUCUCAUUCUUUCCCCUCCCUCCCUCCCUCAUUCAUUCUUCAGUCUCUUUUCCCUCCUUCUUUCACUCUGCCUUUUGCCUUUUUUCUGGCUGGUUGUGGUCACUGGGCUCCUGCCUGAAAGCAGGUGUUUUCCUGCCUGUCAGCAGGGGGGAUGUGGAAGAGAAAGCUGAUCAACAGGACUAUAGGCUCCCGCAGGAACAGCUCGCUUCUAGCUGAAAAGACAGAAGUUCUGAGUGACGAUCUGCUGCAGGUUGAGAAACGCUUGGAACUGGUCAAGCAAGUAUCCCACAGCGCACACAAGAAGCUGACAGCCUGUCUGCAGGGCCAGCAGGGUGUGGAUGUGGACAAGAAGUCCGUCAGGUCACCCUCGAAAAAGCUUCCUCUUACAACACUCGCACAAUGUCUGGUGGAGGGGGCCGUCGUUCUCGGCGACGAGACUCUUCUGGGCAAGAUGCUGAAGCUAUGUGGAGAGACGCAGGACAAACUGGCUCAGGAGCUGAUCUUGUUUGAGCUCACGACAGAGAAGGAUGUGAUUGAACCUUUGUCUGACCUGGCAGAGGUGGAAAUCCCAAAUAUCCAGAAACAAAGGAAACAUUUAGCAAAACUGGUCCUGGACAUGGACUCUGCACGCACAAGAUUUUACCAGUCCUCUAAAUCCUCGGGAAUGUCGAGUACCCUGCAGCCAACCGGAGCCAAGGCCGACCACCUCAGGGAGGAGAUGGAGGAGGCAGCCAACCGCAUGGAGAUCUGUCGGGAUCAAUUAUCAGCUGACAUGUACAGUUUUGUGGCCAAAGAAAUCGACUAUGCAAGCUACUUCCAGACACUAAUAGAGGCCCAGGCGGAGUACCACAGGAAGUCACUAGAGCUGCUUCAGAGUGUUUUACCUCUGAUCAAAGCUCAUCAGGAGAGCUGGGUGGAGAAACCCUGUUACGGGAAACCAUUAGAGGAGCACUUAGCGCUUAGUGAGAGAGAUAUAGCCUUCCCCAUCGAGGCCUGUGUCACCAUGCUGCUGGAGUGUGGCAUGCAGGAGGAGGGUUUGUUCAGAAUCGCUCCUUCGGCCUCCAAACUGAAGAAGCUGAAGGCGUCUUUGGACUGCGGGGUGUUGGAUGUUCAAGAGUUUUCUGUAGACCCACACGCCAUCGCAGGUGCUUUAAAGUCGUAUCUGCGUGAGUUACCUGAGCCAUUAAUGACCUUUGAACUCUACAACAACUGGAUUCAAGCCUCCAACCUCCAGGAUCAGGAGAAGAGACUUCAGGCACUGAUGGGAGCCUGUGAGAAGUUACCUCCAGCCAACAACAAAAACUUUAAGUAUUUGAUUAAGUUCUUGUCCAAACUGACUGAAUACCAGGACGUGAACAAGAUGACUCCAGGAAACAUCGCCAUCGUCCUCGGACCCAACCUGUUGUGGACUCACAACGAGGGGAACAUCACAGAGAUGAUGACCACAGUUUCCCUGCAGAUUGUUGGCAUCAUCGAGCCCAUCAUCCAGCACGCUGACUGGUUCUUCCCAGGAGAAAUUGAGUUCAACAUCACGGGAAACUAUGGCAGCCCUGUCCACACCAACCACAAUGCCAACUACAGCUCCAUGCCUUCUCCAGAUAUGGAUCACUUGGAUCGAAGGCAGAACGACCAGAGCCGGCGGCCCCUGAGCGUCGCCACAGACAACAUGAUGCUAGAGUUCUACAAAAAAGAUGGCAUAAGGAAGAUACAAAGCUCAGAUGAUACAUCCUCCAAUUGGUCGGACUCCUGUUACGUCUACCCCUCCCCAGAGGAGGAGAGGCCGCCCCCUCCUUACCCCUCUUCCUCUUCCUCCUCUUCCUCCUCUUCUUGUUCUUCCAACUCGUUCCCUCACCACCACUUUUACACCCGAGCACUUCAGAGUAUGCGCCCCGUUGCUCCCACUCCUGAAUCCGUGCCCCCUGGGCCAUCUCCCCCACCCCGCCUAUCUGGCUGCAGCCCUCCCCCAUUUCCUCACUCCCCCUGCCCGUCCCCCUACCUGUUUGAUGUCAACUCCAACCCCAAACCCAACUGCCUGUACCUGCCCAAACGAGCCUCCCUGCCCGAUGCCACGCAUGUGACCCAGUCCGAUUCAAAUGGCACCAAUCUUUACAUCAAACCCCCACUUGUUCUCACCCGUCAUGAUCUGUUCCUUGGCUCUGCCAAGCCUCCCAACGCCCCCCUUUCUGCUCCCCCUCCAUGGGCCGCCUGUGCCUGUAACCAUGAGAGAGGAGCCAAGAUGAAGAGCACUCUGAAGAACAAAGAGCUGUCUCCAGUGAUCGGACAGAAGGGACUCCAAGCAUCCAUGACAUCUAGUGGACCACCACAGCACUCUGAGCACAGUCCACACAGCCUGAGGAGAGCAAAGAAACUGGCCCCAAUCCCACCUAAAGGCCCGUAUUGCCAGACUGGAGCCAUGUCGGACCAAUCGACAGGUCAGCCGUCUCCAGUCAGCUUGUCGCCCACCCCUCCCAGCACCCCCUCCCCUUAUGGCUUCAGCUACCCACAGGGUUACGCCACCAUUGGCUCCCCGAGUCAGAUCCAGACAGCAACCACCCCCUCUCUGUCCUCUCCGCCCUCGCUGGCCGGCACUCUCACCAAACCCAGGCCAACCCCCAAACCGCCUCGGCAGAGGCCCAGCUUGCCUCCUCCACCUCAGCCCCCCAGCACACCCGGCACCAGUCCGCAGCCCUUGGAGGUCUCAUCGAGUCUCCUGGAUGGUUUGCCUCCUGGGGAGAGCAUGUCCACAGCGGUAUGAGGCGAGAGGGACUUUGGGAUCUGCCAGAUUCCCUUUGCAACUUGAACAUCCCCAUCAUCAACGUGGAACUGGAUGGUGUUUGGGACUUGACAAACAUCUCCCACUUCAGGAACUCGGUGGCUCAGUUUGAGUCGAACAACAGUGGAGUGGACUCUGAUGAUGAUUCUGAGAGCACAGUUCUAUGACACCUGUUUAAACAACUCUUCUGCAUCGCUACGGCCCCUCUGGAUCUCCUCAUCACAUCUCAGCUGUCUCCGAUCCAGAGGGGCCGACCAAUAAAACAAGCGCCUAACAAGAAAAUAUGAUGAUCAGACAAACAUGGGGUGACUUUUCAUUACAUUUACAUCAGCUAGGAUAUUUAAUUUUUAAUGUUUCUUUUUAUUUUUUGCCUUAUGUGAUUCACAUGCAAUAUUGCCUUUAAUGUCAAACACGGGACUGGAAACAGGCUGCCAGGGAGAAUAAGAGUUCUUGCUGCUGAGUCCGAAUGAUCUUUAGAAGAACCAACACAGAAACUGUACGUCUGUUCUAUCUAAUUAAUUUCUCACAGCUUUACUCCCAUCAUGAGUUCCUCCUUCACUCGUCAGGGGUGUCUGUUCGAAACGCCUCGCUCUGGUGUGUGGUGGCCCCCAAUUUUCUGUCCAGCCUGAGCGUUCACUGUGAGUGUGCCAGUAUGUCUUUUAUGGGAAGUGUGUGUGUGUGUGUGUGUGUGUGUGUGUGUGUGUGUGUGUGUGUGUGUGUGUGUGUGUGUGUGUGUGUUUUGCUAGUGUGUGGUGUGAUAAUUAAUGUGAUAAUUGUACUAAAUGAUGUUGCACUGUUGAUGUUGUGGAGCAAAAAACCAGGAUUGCUUUGUUUUAGACGUGUAGGAUAUUAGCUUAGAGGUGAUAGUGGUUAAAGGGAUAUUUCUGGGCUGUUUUGAGGCAUGUCUUGGUAAAUGUUAGUAAUAAUUUCUAUCCUACCUGUCUUAAAUAGCUUCCUGAACGGCCUUUUUUCAGAGAAAUAGAGUUUGUCAUUCUGUGCUCAAGAGCUAAUGGCUUGCUCCAGUCUGCAGUGUGUGUUGAUGUAAUGUAAACCUUUUAAACAGCCAUGAGUUUCACAUUGCAGUUACUUCUAUGGUCAUCACAAGGAGUUUACUAAUCUGUCAGCUGAAAUAACCUUGUAAUGGUAAAUUAAUGAGAACGAGAAUAUCACGUGAACUGCCUUGAAACUUAAGGAGACUGGGCUUGUGUAAAGCAACACUAGCGAGUUUUAACACUUUGCUUUCAAACUUGUUCUGGCUUUGUUGCUACUAAUAAUAUACUUUUAUUUAUAUAAUAAUAUGCUUUUAACUUCCGGCUUUAUUUAGUAUCAAUUAGCUUGUGUUAGCAUCAGCUCGUUUUAGCACUAGGUAAAGGGUUGUUUACGACAGUUAUAAUUCUGUUUUCAACCAGUAGGAAAGAGAAAUGGGAAACUUAUUAAAGCUACAACUUGGAGUAAUUUUUAUCCAACAGCAACAUCUAGUGGCCAACAAAUGUAUCGCACCUUAAGAGGAAUACUUCUGUAUUCAUGGCCGAAAGCAACGCCUCUCAUUCAUGAACGUGCACCUCUAACCAGCAAACAGAACUAAAACACUUUGUUUUACAAUUACUAUUUUCAUGUUGUGUUGUUUUUAUGUACACACACAUACAUACAUACAUACAUACAUACAUACAUACAUACACACACACACACACACACACACACACACACACACACACACACACACACACACACACACACACACACACACACAUAUAUAUAUAUAUAUAUAUAUAUAUAUAUAUAUAUAUAUAUAUACAUAUAUAUAUAUAUAUAAACAACAGAACAUGAAGCAGGUCCUCAAACGCUCUCGCACACUCUGUGAUUGACAGCUAUACAUAAGAGGAUGCGUGAUGCUGUUGGCUAACGCUGAACGGUGCUCAAUUCAAAUUGCAUGGGGCUCUACGGGACACGGGGCAGGCAUAGCAAAAAAAGACGUAUUGCCUUCAUUAUAUAACAGUACAUGAUAAGAAUAUCACUUUUAUGCAAUUCUAAAAAAAGCAUACAUAAUUCCUGAAAGGGGAAGAACACCGGGUUGCAGCGCUGUUGCUUUAAGACAGCAGCAGCACACUUUGGUCUUGCUGUUAGCUCAUCCCUCUUGAGGUCUGUAUUCUCUAUUUCACUCAACAGAGGCUGUUCAGGUAGCUUUCUACAACAUUUAUAGCUAUUACGCAGAAAGAUGUUUAAAAAUGGCUGAAAAGUCCCUUUAGAAGACCAAACACACUUUUCUAUAAAACUACAGGUUCUUCUCAAAAAAUAAGCAUAUUGUGAUAAAGUUCAUUAUUGUCUAAUGUACUGAUACACAUUAGACUUUCAUAUAUAUUAGAUUAAUUACACACAACUGAAGUAGUUCAAGCCUUUUAUUGUUUCUAAUAUUGAUGAUUUUGGCAUACAGCUCAUGAAAACCCAAAAUUCCUAUCUCAAAAAAUUAGCAUAUUUCAUCCGACCAAUAAAAGAAAAGUGUUUUUUAUACAAAAAAAGUCAACCUUUAAAUAAUUUUGUUCAGUUAUGCACUCAAUACUUGGUCGGGAAUCCUUUUGCAGAAAUGACUGCUUCAAUGCGGCGUGGCAUGGAGGCAAUCAGCCUGUGGCACUGCUGAGGUGUUAUGGAGGCCCAGGAUGCUUCGAUAGCUGCCUUAAGCUCAUCCAGAGUGUUGGGUCUUGUGUCUCUCAACUUUCUCUUCACAAUAUCCCACAGAUUCUCUACGGGGUUCAGGUCAGGAGAGUUGACAGGCCAAUUGAGCACAGUACUACCAUGGUCAGUAAAUCAUUUACCAGUGGUUUUGGCAUUGUGAGCAGGUGCCAGGUCGUGCUGAAAAAUGAAAUCUUCAUCUCCAUAAAGCUUUUCAGCAGAUGGAAGCAUGAAGUGCUCCAAAAUCUCCUGAUAGCUAGCUGCAUUGACCCUGCCCUUGAUAAAACACAGUGGACCAACACCAGCAGCUGACAUGGCACCCCAGACCAUCACUGACUGUGGGUACUUGACACUGGACUUCAGGCAUUUUGGCAUUUCCCUCUGCCCAGUCUUCCUCCAGACUCUGGCACCUUGAUUUCCGAAUGACAUGCAAAAUUUGCUUUCAUCUGAAAAAAGUACUUUGGACCCCUGAGCAACAGUCCAGUGGUGCUUCUCUGUAGCCCAGGUCAGACGCUUCUGUUGCUGUUUCUGGUUGAAAAGUGACUUGACCUGGGGAAUGUGGCACCUGUAGCCCAUUUCCUGCACACGCCUGCACACAUCUGUACACGGUGGCUCUGGAUGUUUCUACUCCAAACUCAGUCCACUGCUUCCGCAGGUCCCCCAAGGUCUGGAAUCGGUCCUUCUCCACAAUCUUCCUCAGGGUCUGGUCACCUCUUCUUGUUGUGCCGCGUUUUCUGCCACACUUUUUCCUUCCCACAUACUUCCCACUGAGGUGCCUUGAUACGGCACUCUGGGAACAGCCUAUUCGUUCAGAAAUUUCUUUCUGUGCCUUACCCUCUUGCUUGAGGGUGUCAAUGAUGGCCUUCUGGACAGCAAUCAGGUCGGCAGUCUUUCCCAUGAUUGCGGUUUUGAGGCUUUUAAAAACUCCCAGUUUUUAAAAGCCUCAGGAAUCUUUUGCAGGUGUUUAGAGUUAAUUAGUUGAUUCAGAUGAUUAAGUGAAUAGCUUGUUUAGAGAACCUUUUCAUGAUAUGCUAAUUUUUUGAGAUAGGAAUUUUGGGUUUUCAUGAGCUGUAUGCCAAAAUCAUCAAUAUUAGAAAAAAUAAAAGGCUUGAACUACUUCAGUUGUGUGCAAUGAAUCUAAUAUAUAUGAAAGUCUAAUGUUUAUCAGUACAUUACAGACAAUAAUUAACUUUAUCACAAUAUGCAGAUUUUUUUAGAAGGACCUGCACAUUCAGUCAAGAUAUCAGCCACUGGAUAUUUAUUCUUUAUACUGUACUUUUUCCAACUAAAUGAUAAGGUUAGCAAUAUGAAUCAAAGCAGAUGAUAUUUUGUAUCCAGAUGAGAGUUAUUUAGAGAAGACCUCUGUAGUUGAUACCAUCAGGAGAUGAGACAACAGAGUUUAUGGAAAAUACAGCAGGUUGAUAAACUCCAGAUAAAUCAGGAUUAUUUAUCAGAAAGUAAAGCUGAGUGGAAGUUUUUAUUUUCAUUUUUAGAUGAUGUUUCAAGACUAUGAAGUCCACAGAGCAACCUCAUCUUGAAUGAGAUGAGAUACAUAUGAUACAAGCUUAAAGAAAUCCUGGAAAAACAGUCCUGACAUAUCAGCUCUAACAGAUUCUGCCAAGACUUGAUACACCCCAGAAAAAAAUGUGCUUUUUUUUCUCAUAAAUAAACACAUUUUAAUGACCAUGCCAUAACAUUUUCAGCCAUGUCACAGUUUUGUGGAAACUGCUGAUGAUGCAGAUAUUUCUGGUCUAUAUUAGUGAUGCUGAGCCAAGUGCAGCUACAUGUAAACAUUAGAUUAUUUUAAUGAGAGUAUAUAUAUCUAUUUCUGAGUAUGCUGUACUUGGUAUAAUGAAUUGUGAUUGUUUCUUCUGCACUUGGGUUCAGAGAAAGUAUCCAGUAUUUUCAGAAGUCACAGAUUUAGAGGAAACUUGAAGAUCAGCUCAGCUGAACUAACGAGGUUUAAUGGCAGCAGUGUAUCUGCCUUGUGGAGGGUUUCGCAUGGACCUGUCCAAACCUGUGGGACCUUUUUAUUUUUGUCCUGACAACAUCCACUGUGCUGCUCUGACAUCAUCACUAACAGGACUUUUGUAAAUCUUGAAGCCUCUGUACAUAUUUAUUCUGUAUAUAAUGACAGCGAGAAGAAUCAAAUAUAUAUAUAUAUAUAAAUAAAUCCGUAUACAAAUCCUGAAACCUAAAUGAUGACAAACAUACUGUACAUAUUAAAUGUUGGUGGUUGUAGCACAGUUAUUAAACUUUCAGACAAGCAUCUGAUAAACAACAGUAAACUCCACUCUAAAUGUGGUUAGGAAUAUUUUUUUAAAGAAAACAGUUUAUGUGUUGCAGACUUCUUGGCCUCUGAUUUAGCCUCAAUCCUGGUUUUAGCUUUAUAGAAAAUAAUAAUGCUUGUUCACUGCAGCUGAUAGAUGCUUCAUGAAAUUAAUUUUCAAACAUUUACCAGAAGAUUUAGAUAGCUGUUAAUGCCUGAAAAUGUUAGUUUAGAUUAGGUCGGCUGACCUUUUGCUGCUGUGCACGCCGCGGAUGCGAUUCAAAUCGCAGGGUGAACGAGCAUUUGUCCAUGCUGCCCCAAUGCUAUGGAACUCAUUGCCCAUUGGAGUUCGGCAGGCUCCAUCUCUGGCGGUUUUUAAAUCUCGUUUAAAGACCCACUUUUACGCUUUGGCUUUUAGACAGUGACUCGUUUUAGUGUUUUAUUGUAUCAUUGUUUUAAUGUGUUCUUAGUAUUCAUCAUGUUUUAUCUGCUUUUGACUGGGAUUUUUAUCCUCUGUUUUAGUUCUUUCGAAUGGUUGUGUUUUGUUUUAGCCUGUGCAGCACUUUGGGCAGCUCCCAUGCUGCAUUUUAAAUGUGCUAUAUAAAUAAACUAUGCUAUGCUAUUAAUGCAUUUUUAAAAACAUGUAACUUUAGUUACUGAGUGUAUGACCCAGCAGAUUUUUUUAGGUUAAAGUAGAAUCUGCAUGAAAACGCAGUCUAGUUUUCUGUUGGGUGAGGGAUUGUUUAUCUCAGUUUCUUGACAUGCCAGGGACUUAACCCUCUGGAGGCAGGCGUUGCAGAUUUGUAACGUUAAAACCUACCUACCUGGUUACUCCACAUAUGUAUUUCAUGAGCAUUUUUUAUCUCAGAAGUACCCCUGAAGGACUCAGUUGUUCGUCCUUUUACCAAAACUUAAUCUGAGCCUGAGAGGGUUAAACAUCUGGCUGCUUGUGCGCCUGAUGUUAGAUAUUUGAUUGAAGGUGAAUGCGCAACUUAGGAACUUUAAAUAUAAUACAACAGAAGAAAAUAAUCAAAACCUACUAAAUAUUUUCUUCAAAAAGGUUUACAUGAGAAAUUGAAAACUGCUCAAUGGCUUAAGGCUGUGUUAAAGUUCUUAUUUGGUUUUCUAUCAUAAAAUAAAAAUAGAUUCUCACAAAACUGAAUUAAACAAGUGAUGAGUUGCAUGAAAAGGAUUUAAUCAAUAUUUAUAGCAAAGUUCAUACGACUGACAUUUACUGGAGUCAUUCAGAUCCUUCAGCCAAGUUUGAAUUAUAACAUGAAUUUAUCUUAGGAAGUAAUUCUCCAGUUAGUCCGGGGUGGGGGGUGGAGGUAGUCCCAUCUGGAUCUUUACGUUCUGAACUAAACCGUUUCAGGUUGAGGCUUGUACAUUAAACUAUAGAUCUCAGACAGUUUGUUGCUUUUGUGAGCAUGUCCUCUGAGCACUGAAAGCCUUUUUCUACUCAAACAGGUGGAAUGUAAUGUUGAUGUUCAUCUCAUAGGCUGUGAUGGAGGUGCGUGUGUGUGUGCGUGCGUGCGUGUGUGUGUGUGUGUGUGCGUGCGUGCGUGCGUUACGGACAUAGUUUCCUAUGUUUGAAGCUGGAGGAGCACUUCAUGACCAAUUUUUGGGGGUUUGAAUCAAGGUUGUGUGAAAUGUAGCUGCAUGUUUUUUCACCUCUCCUACAGAAUAUGUCUCAUCAAUGGUUCUAACUAAAUGUGCUUGUGCUCAUUUCUUAUGAGGGAAAAAAAAGAUAUUUGCAAUAGAAAAAAGGUUUAUAGUUGCCCUUUUCAAUCAAACUUCUCUUCAGUUCUGCCAAGAUUUAGCUUGAAUUAUUCCCUGUUUACUGUUAAUUUUUAUCCCACAUGCUCUACUUUUCUAGGUUUGGUAAACAAAAGUCAGACUCAAAACAGAAACCAUCACGGUAUUCCAAGACGUAACACUGUUUAGUGCACAAAAUACUGGACCUUAAUCUACUGGAACUUUGUAAAUGCUGAAAUCAUCCAGUAUAGUGUGUAGAUGACACUGUGGUGCAUGAGGUCAUUGUAGCCAUGUUCAUUUAUUUAUUGUUUAUCUUGUUUUGCGGAGCUUUGAGUUCCAGGUUAUGGGGGCCAAAGUUAAAGGGAAACCAUAUUUGAUAUUCUUUCAGACUUAUUGGUGUCAAACUGUAAUAAUGUUGAUGGAGGAAAAAGGAAAUGCCUUUUCUAGACAGACUUUCUCUUGGUCACCAAGUGAAAAAUGAUGUAAAUAAAAAAAAGAAGAAAUUCCUCAUCCGAAUGUUGAAAGUAUUAAACAUGUUUUUAUAUAA